This is a messenger RNA of Pseudo-nitzschia multistriata, 1179 nucleotides long. NCBI's taxonomy places the organism in Eukaryota, Bacillariophyta, Bacillariophyceae, Bacillariales, Bacillariaceae. The record is from the annotation of a GenBank genome assembly.
AGCGCAAUCCUUUUCUUGGCUCCGAGAGAGGAUCGCUUGUCCCGUCAAAAGCGAAAAGGAAAACGGAGCGGGGCACCAUGGCGAACUACGGCCCGAACGACGGCCCGCUGGGGACGGCCCCCGACAUCUCGAUCGGCGCCUCGGACGCCCUCCUCCUGGGGGUUUCCUUUGCCGGGUUUUUGGCCCUGGCGUGGAGCGUCUACUCGAUCGUCCUGACCAAGCUCAAGACGGCCCGGGAGCUCUUGGAGGAGGAGGAGGAACGGGAGAUAUCCUACGACGAGAGGCUGGCCAAGGCGGACGUCUCGACCCUGAACCGGGCGCAGCGGCGGGCCCGGGCCAGGCACAUUAUGAAGCAGCAGCGGAGGGUGGCGCCCCACCACCCCCACCACGGCCCCCCCGCGGAGGAGGACGAGGGGCACGGCGGAAGGGAGCUCCUCCUCGAGCAGGAGGGGGAGGCUCCUUUCGCCGAGCCCGUCCCGGCCUUUCGCGACGAGACGCACCACUCCACGGCGCAGAACCUCCUCUCCCGGAAGGAACGCCAGAAAGCCGCCAAGCAGGUCGAGCUCCAGGAGCGGCGGCUGCUGGAGGAGGACCGGCGCCGGGAGCAGAAACUGGCCCAGGAGGCGGCGAUGCAGAGGAAGAAGGAACGGGAGCGCAAGAGGGUCCUCGAGGCCGAGCAGGGCCGGAAAGAGCGCGAGGAACAGCGCAGGGCGGACGAGCUCGAGGGGUACCGGGCCUGGAAGGUCUUUCUGGAGGACGGCGAGACGAUUCUGACGGUGGGGGAGUGGAUAAGGGAGCUGAGAGAACACCGCGUGGUGGGCCUCAAGGACCUGGCGGAGCGGUUCCGGAUCGGCGAAGCUGCGGUCCGCAACCGGAUCCGGGAACUCCUCGAAGAAUCGCGGGUGUCGGGGGUCCUGGAGGAGUCGCCGGCACAAGACGGCGGAGGGAGCGACUCCGUCUUUGUCUAUCUGUCGCCCCAAGAAAUGGCGACGCUGGCAUCCUACGUGAAGGGGCGAGACAAAACCACGGCCAAGGAACUGGCGGCCAGGAUAGAAGAGCUCGUUGCGCCAACGCAGUGACCGACCAACGGACAUUCCGAAACGACGCGAUGGAAAGGCCAAACCAGUGUCGAUGUGUCCCAUUGGCACCGCAUUGCCUUAGCAGAAUCAAAACAUAGUG